AUUCCGGAGAUAUUUCUAGUCCUCCAUCUUCCGGGAACGCAAAAACCCAUCUCAAAACCCGGCAAAAAUGAUGCAGAGCACCACCAUAUUCUUCCCCACUUGUUCACCAUCACAAUCUCUCCGCCGAACCACUAUCUCUCCCUGUCUCCUCUCUCUCCCAUCAUUUUCCUCUCACCACACACAAUCCCAGUGGCAUCCAAAUCAACCAGCCCACAAGAAGAAGAGCCAAUUUCAGCGACUCUGUGGCACUUAUGAGGUCGGUGGAGGCUUCCCAGACGACGGAUUGGGCGUCGUCCACAGAACUACCCAAGAGAAAUUGGACCCGGCCCAGAUUGAAGCCCUUCUCAAAGGUGGAGAACAAGUCACUUCUGUCCUCGAAGAAAUGAUCACCCUCUUGGAGGAUAUGAAGAUGGAUGAGGCGUCUGAAGAGGUGGCAGUGGAAAUAGCUGCACAAGGGGUCCUGGGGAAGAGAGUUGAUGAGAUGGAGGCCGGUUUCAUGAUGGCGCUGGACUACAUGAUUCAACUUGCUGACAGUGACCAAGACGAGAAGCGCAAGUCUCUAUUGGAGGUGAUUAAGGACACAGUCUUAUCCUACCUUACAAAAAAAUGCCCCCCACAUGUUCAAGUGAUUGGGCUACUCUGUAGGACUCCUCUGAAAGAAAGUAGACAUGAAUUACUACGCAGAGUGGCUGCUGGUGGUGGUGUAUUUAAAAGUAAAAAUGACGUCAAAGUUCAUGUUCCAGCUGCAAAUCUAAAUGAAAUUGCUAACCAAGCUGAUGAUUUACUGGAGACAAUGGAAACUCGGCCUAUAGUUCCGGAUCGAAAGCUACUUGCAAGACUUGUUUUAAUCAGAGAGGAAGCUCGGAAUAUGAUGGGAGGUGGAAUACUAGAUGAGAGAAAUGAUCGUGGGUUUAAGACUCUUCCUGAAUCAGAGGUGAACUUCUUAACCAAACUGGUAGCUUUGAAACCGGGGAAGACUGUGGAGGAGAUGAUAAAAAGUGUAAUGGAAGGAAAAGACGAAGGUGCAGAACACUCUGGCAGUGAUGAGGAAGAUACCACCAGUAGAAAGGGUUCGAGUGGAAUUGCAGGAAGGGAAAGUGUUACAGGACGAAAAGCGCUUCCUGUGCGCCCUGGCAUGUUUCUUGAGACUGUAUCCAAGGUCUUAGGUGGUAUAUAUGCUGGAAAUGUCUCUGGCAUCACAGCACAACAUCUAGAGUGGAACUCAUUGGCUCAUGAUAAAUUUUGGGACCAAAGAUGCUGUUCUGGACAUCAAUAUGACGGAACUCUGAAUUGUAUCACUUGUCAUAAAUUUAAGCAAGCCGGGGAGAUAGAAUACUUGAACCUUGGUCGUGGUCUAAUGACUUGUUCAAAAUGCUGUUCUAUUGCUAUUAAGAAUUCAAGCCAAUUAUUGAAAAUGUGCAUAACUUUUAUAAAAGUUUAAAUCUGAUGGUUGAUCGAGACAUUCCUAUUUUGUUGGUCGAUGGUAAUGAGAUGUGCAGCUCUAAACAAGGUAAUUAACAUAAUUACUUCAGCGAGCAAUUUCAUAUGAGCUAUGGUUUUCUUAUAUACACUUGAUAUUUAGAUUUCUAAUUUCAAUUUUAUUUAUUUUUGGUUCUAAAUCUAUGUUGCAAGGAAUCUGUGUCGGUUUUACUUGCUAUUGUAUGGAAAGGGUAAGAGUUCAGUCAGAAACUAGUUGUUUUUUUCUUUGGUGCUUAGUAAUUCGACAUUUUUGACGUACAUAUGCAUGUAACUCUUAACCCAAGUGUAAACUUGUGCUAUAUAUGAAUGAAAGUUUUCUUGUUUGGUUUAUAUAUUCAGAAAUUUUUAGAAGAUUUAACCGUGUUGCAAGAUUUAGCAACAUGUCUUUGGGGCAAAUUAAGAAUUUCAGUUUUGUCUGCACGACCCGAGUACGGAUACUUCCCUUUUUUUUUUUUUACUGAUACCUUUUUUUGCAUUAUUAAUUUAUUAUUGUUCAUCAAUUUUUAUUUAUUUAUUCCCCACACCUGCUGGUCCUUCCAUGAUAUUUACUAGAUUUUGACUCGGUCCAUUUGCGUGAAGUGUAGCCAUGGGAGGAACUUUAGCACAUGGGAGGAACUCGGUUCAUCGAUGAUGCAUGCUUGGUUGAAACUUCAAGGUUGUAAGCCGUGGGAAUGGGAAAGGAGUUGAAGAAGGGAUCUGCCAAGUAAUGAAGUCCACCACUUGUAAUGGUUUUGUUCUAGUAGUGAUUUUGAUUCUUGGUACAAAACCAAUGAGCAAGCUCAAUACGCAAGAAAGUUGAAAGAGUAUCAAGUCCAAGUGAUGGAGAGGUGGAAAGAUAAAGUUUAUGGCCAAGGGUUCAGAGAUGCUAUGAAGGCUGUAGAAAUGUUUGGCUUCGAAACCACGCUGCACUAUAUCGUUGAAAAAGGAAAAUUUCCUCGCAGUCAACCACCUCCUGUUCCGAUUCCUAGGACACCUAGGGAUGAAAGAUGGAAGGGGGCUGUAUGCGCUGUAGCUCAUAUAGCUCUUAUUUUUCUUUUAAUGAAGGCUAGAUAGCCACCUCGAUCUCUUAGUUUUAGAGGUGGAUGCUUUGAGGAAAGUGGUUAUCUUUGUUUUUCUUUUGAUCGAUCUCUACAUCUGAUAGGAAUAGUUUCUUAUAGCUCGAUCUGAUGCAUCUGAAAGAACCUAUUUAACAAAGUAGUGCUUCUCCCUUUUUAGAAUGGCUCUAGUGAUUACAGGCAUUAGUACAUUUAAUUAGUGCCAAGAGACAUCCUUAUACCUACUUGUUGUUCAACUACGUACUUAGCUUAAUGAAGUUAUCAUUAUUGUUCCUUGCCAAAUA
Rosa rugosa (rugosa rose) is the source of this 2818-nucleotide messenger RNA. Its product is annotated as protein PEP-RELATED DEVELOPMENT ARRESTED 1, chloroplastic. Gene Ontology annotation, cellular component: chloroplast nucleoid. The transcript is spliced from 11 exons. Gene Ontology annotation, biological process: regulation of DNA-templated transcription. The record is from RefSeq and is a predicted model, not a curated record. Bases 68 to 1441 code for a protein of 457 amino acids. Lineage: Eukaryota; Viridiplantae; Streptophyta; Magnoliopsida; Rosales; Rosaceae.